This is a messenger RNA of Haliotis rufescens (red abalone), 1954 nucleotides long. RefSeq names its product solute carrier family 22 member 6-A-like. The transcript has 11 exons. The record is from RefSeq and is a predicted model, not a curated record. Gene Ontology annotation, biological process: transmembrane transport. Lineage: Eukaryota; Metazoa; Mollusca; Gastropoda; Lepetellida; Haliotidae. Bases 151 to 1755 code for a protein of 534 amino acids. Gene Ontology annotation, cellular component: membrane. Gene Ontology annotation, molecular function: transmembrane transporter activity.
CCCAGAUUCUGACUGCCGUACCAGCGGAAAUUUACACCUGUUUUCUCAGGACACGUUUGGGUACACGCCAUGCACGCAGUGGUCUACGAAACGGCCACCACACCAGACACUGUUCCUACGACCCCAACCUCAACCGUGUGAGUUUUGAACAUGGCCGACGUCAAACAGGAACCCCCACGGACUAUUGACAGUAUCCUAGAACUACUUGGCAGUCUGGGACGCUAUCAGCUGUUUCAAGCGGUUCUGCUAUGUAUUGGAAACUUAACAAUAUGUUUCCAUCUCCUUAACUUCGUGUUCAUAGCUCAGACCGUGAAACAACAGUGUGAAGUGACGCCGCUUUAUGGCAACAACAGCAACACUAACUACGGCACCUGUGACGUGUCAGUACAAAACACCACCACCAACGUCACCUCAACACAUACUUGUAGUGCCUGGACAUAUGAUGUGCAGAAAGAUCAUUCCAUUGUGUCGGAGUGGGAUCUCGUGUGCGGGAAUGUCUUCUUCGCCCGCCUCCCACAGUCUCUCUUCAUCGUAGGGCAGGGGGUUGGCGCAGCAACUGUCUCGGGGAUGUCAGACAAAUUCGGGAGGAAACCGUUUCUGCUAUUGUCACACAUAUUGACCGCCGGCGCCGGUCUUGCUUUAGCCUUCUCUCCGAAUAUCGCAGCCUUUUCUGCUCUGCGAUUGGUGAAUGGCAUUUUUCAACAGGGCAUUGUUGUGUGUACAUACACCAUGAUCAUGGAGACAUUUCCAAGAAGCAAACGUAUUGAAAUAUCCACAUUCUAUACCUUAUCGUGGAAUUUCAGCACGAUACUCCUCACAGGGACGGCCUACUUGUUACGUGAUAUGGACUGGAGAACUCUGCAACUCUGUUUCGUGUCUGUUUCCAUCAGUGUCUUUCUUCAAAUCUUCUUUAUGGCGGAGUCCCUGAGAUGGUUGAUCACGAACAAAAAGGUCAAAAGAGCAAUGGCGUUGUUCAAAAGAGUGGCGAAGACGAACCGCCUUGACGUGACUGACGUUCAACUUCCAGGUAUAGACAUUACGCAAACACCCGUUGACCUGAGCAGCACCAAGAGUAAAUACGUGGAAACGCCACCAGAGAAACAGCCCGAAGUAGUAAAAUACAGCUGCCUUGACUUGGUGCGGACCAAGUUUAUGUUGAAGAUAUGUGCUGUCGUGUGGUUCUCCUGGCUAGUUGACAGCUUGACGUACUUCAGCCUCUACCUGACAUCCUCCUCCCUGCAUGAUGAUCAAUACCUGAACUUCUUUCUCAACUCUCUGGCUGGAGUGCCAUCGGGUCCACUUUUCUGGUUUGUCGGAAGGAGGUGGGGGAGGAGAGUUUUUUUCAUGUCUUUCCACGUACUUGCCGGUGUGUGUCUUCUUUUGGCCACAACGGUCCGGGCAUUUGCGGUUGGACAAGCAGCAUCAGUAACGGCUACAGUCUUGGCCUUCGUGGGGAAAAUUGGUAACAGUGCCUGUUUCAAUGCUAUGUUUGUGUAUGCGCCCGAGAUCUAUCCGACAAACCUCAGAUCGGCCGGUAUGGGAUCUGGUUCCACAGCUGCUAGGGUUGGAGGGAUGAUCGCGCCUUUUAUAUCCAUUCUUGCAGAAAUUGUACCCUGGGCUCCUGGAACUAUUUUCGGGAUAGCCUGUUUGGUAACAGCCGCGCUUAAUUAUAUGCUUCCUGAAGCAGAGGGGCGAGAACUUCCCCAGACAAUAGAGGACGUCAAGGCAUGGGGUAAAGCGCCUGCAAGAGGUUAACGUCACUUCAAUUAAACAAAGAUGUACACGUUUGAAUAAUAUCCCCAGAUACAGCCGAGGUGCGGACAUUUCUUAACCUCUUCUGAAGUUUGUAUACAUGAACGCUCUUCAGAGUUGCCAUGUUAUGCAAUUACUUCUGUCCAUAUCCAUAUUCUGAAACGUGUGUAAAGACAGUCGAAUAAAGAUACCUAAACCAUCA